AUGAAGAUUCCUCGUGGUCUACGGUGGACAUUCAAGUCUGCAAAACCACGAAAUGUCUCGUUUCUUAACACAACCGGAGCUCCGGUGAGCUUUUCCACCAAGUCCUCUCUUGGAGGGGCUGAAGGACAAGCCCGAGCAGCCACUACUCCACAGUCGCAAGAUGGCGAGACAAGCAAGAGGCCAGUGAAACCAGCUCAACAUGCGCUAUCGAGUCCCCUACGCGCUGUGAUGCGCCAGCUGCCACACCCUGUAGUCGUCAUCACGACCCUCGAGACUCCAGCCGAGGCCAACGGAAGAGCGGUUGAUCGAUUACCACGACCAAUUCCCCGAGCUAUGACCGUCUCUUCAUUUACAUCUCUAUCCAUUGACCCAGUUCCAAGGGUCACCUUCAAUGUUACCCUUCCGAGCACAACCCAUCAAGCCCUCGUUCAAAGCCGCAGAUUCAAUGCCCAUAUCCUCAGCGGCGACGACCAUGGCGCUAGGAUAGCCGAUCUAUUUACUCGGGGAAACAGGGCGUCCGAAGAUACAGAUCUAGGUGUUCUCGCGGGUCUAGAGAAACUUGGCGCUGAAAUACUAGGACGAGAGCAGUGGUUGCAGGAGUGGGAGUCAGGAGAAAAUCACAGGAAGAUAUCUCUAGCUCGGGGAAAUGCUUCAACCGGACCUGACACUGUGCGGCCUAGUACGUUACCCGUAUUUCGAGGUCCAGGCAUCCUACACGUAUUGAAGUGCAGAUAUCACCAUCUAAAGCCUCCUGUAGACUGCGACUUCGACCAUCACGCCAUCAUCAUGGGUGAAGUCUUAGAUAUUAUAUCCGGCGAGGCUACAGGUGAUGGCGAUAUCGCGCUUGCUUAUGCUGAUAGAGCAUACCGACAGAUGGGACGCAAACUCUUGAAAAGGCCGGCCACUGACUGA
Hypoxylon trugodes is the source of this 912-nucleotide messenger RNA. RefSeq names its product flavin reductase like domain-containing protein. Bases 1 to 912 code for a protein of 303 amino acids. The transcript is spliced from 2 exons. Lineage: Eukaryota; Fungi; Ascomycota; Sordariomycetes; Xylariales; Hypoxylaceae. Gene Ontology annotation, molecular function: FMN binding; riboflavin reductase (NADPH) activity. The record is from RefSeq and is a predicted model, not a curated record.